This is a messenger RNA of Lottia gigantea (owl limpet), 1359 nucleotides long. RefSeq lists its product as hypothetical. The transcript is spliced from 11 exons. The record is from RefSeq and is a predicted model, not a curated record. Lineage: Eukaryota; Metazoa; Mollusca; Gastropoda; Lottiidae. Gene Ontology annotation, molecular function: N-acetylglucosamine-6-sulfatase activity; glycosaminoglycan binding. Bases 52 to 1359 code for a protein of 435 amino acids. Gene Ontology annotation, biological process: glycosaminoglycan metabolic process.
AUCAGAAAGAUAAAUGAUUUAAUUGGAGAACAAGGAAUAGUUUUUAACAAUAUGUUUGUAAGCAGUCCAUUGUGCUGUCCUAGUAGAUCCAGUAUAUUUACAUGUAAAUAUGUCCACAAUCAUCAUGCUAUAAAUAACUCUGUCAGUGGGGGUUGCAGCAGUCAUUCAUGGCAGACAGAACAAGAAACAAAUACUUUCCCUGUUUAUUUACAAAAACAUGGAUAUAAAACAUUCUUUGCUGGCAAAUAUCUCAAUCAGUAUGGGUUUCCAAAAACUGGUGGUCCUGAACAUGUCCCUCCUGGCUGGGAUUGGUGGAAUGGUCUGGUUGGUAAUUCACGUUACUAUGGAUACAGUGAGUCAGUGAAUGGUACUAAAGUAAAACAUGGUAAUGAUUAUCAUACCGAUUAUUAUACUGAUGUUAUACAUAGAAGAGGUGUAGAAUUUUUGUCCCAACAAAACAGUGAUAAUGGUCCAUUCUUUAUGAUGUUAUCAACACCAGCUUGUCAUGCUCCUUUUACCCCAGCACCACAAUACAGUGGUAAUUUCUCUAAUAGGUCGGCACCCAGAGAUCCUAUAUACAACACUAGAGGUAAGAAUAAACAUUGGCUAGUGAGAAAUGCCCUAUAUCCAAUGCCUAAUGAUACAGUAGUGAGAGUAGAUGAAGAGUUCCGAAAUAGAUGGAGAACAUUACUAUCUGUUGAUGACAUGGUGGAAGAUAUAAUCACAUUAUUAAAAAAUAAAAAUCUUUAUCAUCAAACUUAUUUGAUAUUCUCUUCUGAUAAUGGCUAUCAUUUAGGUCAGUUUUCUAUGCCAGAAGAUAAAAGACAGUUAUAUGAGUUUGAUAUUCGAGUACCGUUGAUGAUUAGUGGUCCUGGUAUUAAACCAGGUCAAACUCGAGAUGAUAUGGUUAUGAAUAUAGAUAUCGGUCAGACUAUAUUAGAUCUAGCAGGAGCUGGUACCAUGUCACAAGCAGACGGUAUAACCCUGGUACCAUUAUUUCCUACAGACCACAAACAUCUCAAUAGAACUGAGAUUCUUAUAGAACAUUCUGGAGAAAGUCAAGAAAAUAUUAAAGGUUGUCCGCAACUUGCUGGUCAAAGAAUGGCUAAUUGUGAUAACCAUUGUGUUUGUGAAGAUUCAUGGAACAACACCUUUAAUUGUUUAAGAUUAAUGACGACCAGUAAAAAUUAUAAAUAUUGUCAGAUUUAUGAAACAAAGACUUUUAUCGAAGUAUAUGAAUUGAACAGUGAUAUAUGGGAGGAAAAUAAUAUAAAGGAUGAUAUUGAACCAUCGUUAUUAAAAUAUUUUAAUACUAGAUUACAGAAGUUAAUUAAAUGUCUAGGCAACACCUGUUAUUAA